ACCUUCCCCUGGAGCCCCCCAGGACACCCCCCAGCCCCCCCCAGUCUGAGCGGGUACCUGUGCAGGGUGAACGACAGCAUCCUGUUCGUCAACGAGGCGGAUGUGCGGGAGGUGACACACAGCGCGGCCGUGGAGGCGCUGAAGGAGGCCGGCGCCGUCGUCCGCCUCUACGUCAUGCGCCGCAAGGCCCUGGCCGAGAAGGUGGUGGAGGUCAAGCUCAUCAAGGGGCCCAAAGGGCUGGGGUUCAGCAUCGCGGGGGGCGUGGGGAACCAGCACAUCCCGGGGGACAACAGCAUCUACGUCACCAAAGUCAUCGAGGGCGGCGCCGCGCAUAAGGACGGGCGGCUGCAGAUCGGGGACAAGAUCCUGGCCGUGAACAACGUCAGCCUGGAGGACGUGAUGCACGAGGAUGCGGUGGCGGCGCUGAAGAACACCUACGACGUCGUCUACCUGCGGGUGGCUAAGCCGGCCGCCACCUUCCUUGGGGACGCCUUCGCCCCCCCUGACGUCACCAGCUCCUACUCAGCGCACCUGGAUGCAGACCUCGGUCCCCAAAGCUACCUGGGCCCUGAGUUCCCCCCGGCCAUGACCCCCACGUCCCCCCGGCGCUACUCCCCCGGCCCCAAGGACCUGCUGGCUGAGGACGACGUCCCCAGGGAGCCGCGGCGCAUCAUGAUCCACCGGGGCUCGACGGGGCUGGGCUUCAACAUCGUUGGGGGGGAGGAUGGCGAGGGCAUCUUCAUCUCCUUCAUCCUCGCCGGGGGCCCGGCCGACCUCAGCGGGGAGCUGCGCAAGGGCGACCAGAUCCUCUCUGUGAACGGCGUGGACCUGCGCAGUGCCACGCACGAGCAGGCGGCAGUGGCGCUGAAGAAUGCCGGCCAGACCGUCACCAUCAUCGCCCAGUACAAGCCCGAGGAGUACAGCCGCUUCGAGGCCAAGAUCCACGACCUGCGGGAGCAGCUGCUAAGCAGCAGCCUGGGCUCGGGCAGCGCGUCCCUGCGCAGUGACCCCAAGCGCGGCUUCUACGUCCGGGCGCUGUUCGACUACGACAAGGCCAAGGACUGCGGGUUCCUCAGCCAGGCACUCAGCUUCCGAUUCGGGGAUGUCCUCCACGUCCUGGACGCCUCCGACGAGGAGUGGUGGCAGGCACGGCACGUCCUGCCCCCCGGGCAGCCCCCUGACAUCGGCUUCGUCCCCAGCAAGCGGCGGGUGGAGCGGCGGGAGUGGACGCGGCUAAAGGCGAAG
This is a messenger RNA of Haliaeetus leucocephalus (bald eagle), 1245 nucleotides long. RefSeq names its product discs, large homolog 4 (Drosophila) (gene DLG4). NCBI's taxonomy places the organism in Eukaryota, Metazoa, Chordata, Aves, Accipitriformes, Accipitridae. Gene Ontology annotation, molecular function: protein binding. The annotation marks the transcript as partial. Gene Ontology annotation, biological process: AMPA glutamate receptor clustering; chemical synaptic transmission; postsynaptic neurotransmitter receptor diffusion trapping. Gene Ontology annotation, cellular component: neuromuscular junction; postsynaptic density membrane; neuron projection. The record is from RefSeq and is a predicted model, not a curated record. The transcript has 9 exons.